AUGCGCUAUCCGGUUGACGCGCCAGCGACCUGCGUCGACAUCUGCGUCGGCGCGAGUCCAUACCCGACGUGCUUUACCAACACGACCGACUGCAUCCACAAGCGCCAACAGCCCGGCGACUAUGACACCUUGCUCCUCGACCAGCUCUUUCUUCCGCAGUUUUGCCGCGACUUGCUUACGGGUACAGACCCGACGCUUACGCACCGCCCCGUCGCGGCCUACCCGCUUGGUAUCCACUGCAAGAUGGCGUCGGUGCCGAGCCGCCUGUUGAUCCACGGCCUAUGGCCCAACUAUGACGGCGGGUACCCUGCGUGCUGCAAUACAAGCGCCACGACCUUGAACCGGCCGUUCAAUCCAUAUACGUGGACGACCAGGUUUCCGUCGUUGCUGGCCGACAUGAUUGACGCAUGGACAGACGCGACGCAGCUGGUGCCCAUUGACAUGACCUGCGAGCUGUGGAACCACGAGUUCCAAAAGCACGGUCUCUGCUACACCGACGCCAGCAGCGGCUACGAAGACGCCGCCGCGCGAUACUUUGCAGAUACGUUGGCGGUCGCCCAGCGCCUCUCGGCAGCAACGACAGCCAUCAACGCGGUGGCGGGAAGCGACACGCCAGUGAUGACAACUGAGACGAUCCAGAGCCUCUAUACGCACACUGUCGAGGUGCAUUGCGUGCAGCGAGACGAAUCUCUCUUCCUAUCGGCCGUUCGGAGUUGCUGGAGCAAGCCACACGGCGCGAUCGCCACGGCCGAGCAGGUCGACUGCACGAGUGCGAGCGCGCCCGACGCGUGCCCGCCCAAGACAUCGCUGUCUCUGGCGCCGUACAAAGCGCCACGGGAUGGAGCACGAAUGGACGCGCCGUGA
Messenger RNA from Saprolegnia parasitica CBS 223.65, 864 nucleotides. RefSeq lists its product as hypothetical. The record is from RefSeq and is a predicted model, not a curated record. Gene Ontology annotation, biological process: RNA catabolic process. Lineage: Eukaryota; Oomycota; Saprolegniomycetes; Saprolegniales; Saprolegniaceae. The transcript is spliced from 2 exons. Gene Ontology annotation, molecular function: ribonuclease T2 activity; RNA binding. The coding region runs from base 1 to 864 and encodes 287 amino acids. Gene Ontology annotation, cellular component: extracellular region.